Molecule: messenger RNA, 2492 nt
Organism: Poecilia latipinna (sailfin molly)
Lineage: Eukaryota; Metazoa; Chordata; Actinopteri; Cyprinodontiformes; Poeciliidae
Product: neuritin-like
Exons: 3
Coding region: 178-612 (144 amino acids)
Biological process (GO): nervous system development; neuron projection extension
Cellular component (GO): plasma membrane
Source: RefSeq, a predicted model, not a curated record
CGGAAAGAGAGAGAAACUGUGCUGGAGCUGCACACUUCAUGAGAUUUUAUUUUAGUAUCGAGACUCGAUACUAAAAUAAGCAUGGGCAGCUAAUCUGCUCCGUGCACCAGAACCAGCGAUUCCUCCUCAUCCCAGGAGAGUCUCGAUCGCAUCCCGCCUCGCUUGAAAUGGGAUGAAAUGGGAUUAUUCAUGUCGACGAAGAUCGGAUGGAUUCUUGCGAUCGCCUCUGUUUUCCUGCUCCUCGCGGCGCCUGCAGGCAGCGUAGAUGUGAGCUGUGAGAACGUUUACCGCGACUUUUCUGAGUGCGUCCUGGAGCUGGGGGAGAGCAUGGACAACUACCAGGAGAACGUGACCAGCGAGCAGGGAGUGGCGGCCGUCUGCAGCCACUGGGAAGCCUUCCACACUUGCGCGCUGACGGCGCUGUCCGACUGUCAGCAGGAAGUCAGCUCCAUCUGGGAGACCCUGAAGCAGGACUCCAGGAAGAUCCGCUUCCAGGGAAGCCUGUUCGACUUGUGCAGCCCCAGCUGCGCCCCCAGCGCCCGUCUGCCCCUCGCCGCCCUCGUCCUGCCCCUGGUGCUGGUCCUGACCGGGCCGAGCGGUGCCUCUGCGUAGACGGGACGUGGAUGGGGGUAUGAGGGUAGGAUGGACCGGGCUCAGUUUCUUUUUUUUCAUGAGUUUCAGUACAUCUGAGCUCAGACUUAAUGCCAAGGAUUUAAAAGGUUGAAAUGUUUUUAAAGGAUUUUUUUUUUCUUUUUUUACACUGAGCUGUUUUUUUGUUUUUUUGUGUGUGGCAGGACAAUCAAUUUAGUUUGGCCGAUAACGCUUCAAGUCUUCUGAUAAUGAUGAAGCUUAUUUCUUUAUUAAAUAGCAGCUUAGGAGGGAAAUAAAAGUGCAUUUUUGAACAUGGAAAGCAUUAUAGUAAAUGACUUUUGGUCCGAAACUAGUUUAUCACACCUGAUUUUUAAAGUUUUAACUUGAUUUUCUUAGCAAAAAUAAAUAAGUAAAAGCUUAACCUACCUAGCCAGCAUGUGUGUGGGGGGGCUUGUUGGUUUGUUGGAUUUUGUCUUGAUAAAUCAACAUCAAACCUAUGGAGGUAAUAAUAAAGGGGACAUCAUGUAACCUGAAGUCUUCCUGUUUCCGGCCCAUUUCCCAACCAUGUGGGCCCCAUAUGUGAAUGCUGGCUGGCUGAUGGCACAUUUACUAAAUAGUCAACAACCACAGAAUAAAACAUAUCAAACGUGCAAAUUAAGCAAAUGCUAAUUGUUGAUUUUUAUAUUCACAAGCUUGUUUUUUUAUUAUUAUUAUUGUUUGUGCACUUCCCUGAUUUUUAGCCUUUUCUAAACACUAAGAUAAGCACACAUACAGAAGCUGGGCAUGUGAACAUCAUAUUUUUAGAUUACAGCGGCUUGAAAAAGCAUCAAACCUUUGCAUGUGUCACAUCUUUGUUGCAUCUUGCACGCGUCCUCUAAUAAAACCUCUGAGGCCUUCGCAGUGAAGCUGUAGUUGCAUUGCGAGCUCCAUGCUGUGAAGAAAUGCAUCCCCGCAGCAUGAUGCUACCUCCACCAUGUCUCCCAUUAGGGCUGGUGUGUUCAGGGUGAGGAGCAGCGCUCUCUGAAAAACCUGCGAAGCAUUCACAGAACAGAUGGAGCCUCCUUCUCUUCUUUAGUGGCGUCAGAGUAAAGAGGGUGCAAUGCCACAUCUUAACAUUAAUUCCUAAUACAGCACGUUAAAGUUUGACAGAAUGCAAACCAGUUCAAGGGGUAUGGAUGUAGACGAACAUGGAGCAACACUUCCAAAGUAAAAUAUCUCUGUUGCCUGCCCUGUGCUAUCAUCUGGAAGGGAAACAACACUUCAGACUUGGAGAAACGAGCUCUCUGAUUAGAAAUCUAUCUGAAUCUGUUUUAAAUCAAACAUUUCUUUUCCAAACCGUGCUGCUGGGGGAGGAAGCUGUGUUGUCGUUUACACACUGCUCAUAUAUUAUACAUGGAUCUCACAAGCAGGAGAGCUCACCUUUUGAAAAUCAAACAUGUUGUGUACAGGGUUGUACCUCUUUUAACCGUCCAUGUAAAACUAUUUGGCCUCCUGCCUUAAGUCACAGCUGUCAUUGUAAUAAUUACCUGUAUGAUAACUGGAGUGUGACUGUCGUCUUGUGAAAUUUUGCUUUCCUGCAGUGGAAACAUGAACAAAAUACAAGCCGGGGCUUUGGCACGAGAAAUUAAAUGUGAAGUCAUUUAAUGUUUAUGAAGAAUGCACUGGGUUUCCUCAGCUCAGCCCCUAUAGACAAAAAUAAACUGUAGAUCUCACAUUGGUGUUUAAGAAAACCAGUACAAAACACAUCUGGGACCCAUAUGGUCACAAACUGUACCCAUACAACAUGGCAAAGCCAGGUGGGGCAGGAAAGGUUGAAUAGUUGCACCUGAUUUAUACAAUACCACUUUUUUUUUUCCUACAAAGCAAAACCAAUUCAUGGCAGUAGGAGAGACCCAACAAUU